AAAAAGGCUUACCGGGCACCGUAGUUUCGCGGAAGUUCUGAAAGCACUGUUUGGGGAAACAACUGAUGAGAGAUGACAAACAAUUACACAAAUAUAGCAUGAGUUUUUAUUUGCCGGUUUCCCUUUUUAUUCACGGAUUGUCAAUAUGGAGGAUGAAUGGGAAGAGGAGGAGCAGCUCGUCGUGGUGGAACUUUCUGGUAUAAUCGACAAUGACUUUUUGACAAAGACUCGUGGCACUUGUAAGAUACUGGAUAUAGACAGUGAGAAGCCCAUGAUCCAGGUUGGACAAUAUGUGUUUGCAGGAGAAUAUGAAGACACGUUGGGGUCUUGUGUUCUGUUUGAGGAGGGACCGCAGAAAGGACAAGCAGACAGCGGACCAGAGCUCAAGUACAUGUGCCACACCGUGAAGAAGCUGAUGAUGCAACGAGUCUUCCUCACCGAGAAGAAGGAGGUUGAAACGAGCUCAGGAGGCGGUGAUGGUGGGGACAGGGAGGAUGCAACCUGUCAAAAAGAACAUUCCAACUAACAAGAAGAGACUGAAGAAGCUAUGGCAAACAAGACUUUGGAAACCAGGUGGAGAGCUGAAAUGUAGAGCCUUGUCUUUACAUGCAUCCCCUAUCCAGGUGAAGAGGAAACAGCAUUUCUGAGGCUGUUAGAGACAUUAUAUGUGAAACAGGCAAUCUAAUGAAUGUUGGAUUUGUACACAUCAUCAUUUGUAUUAGUUUCAGGAUUGCUCUGAUAACAUAAUCCUUUCCAUGAACCAUGUAAUGCAUCUUUAAUAACCCUUAAAAUCAUUGAAUAUAGUAUAUUGUAGAAACAGUACAUGGUAUGUAGGCUACAGCAAAGUAAAAACAGGCUUUUAAAAAUCAUGAUCUAAGUUCACACACUGUUGUCCAACUAUGAGGGGUUACUGUCAUGUUUCUAAGAUGUCAUCAUUUUUGUUUCCCUUCAUUAUGGAAAAUAUUUAACUUGACAAAUCUGCUUGAGGGGCAGAGUGAAGUAGAAAUGUGCUACCUGAAGGGAAUUUAAAUGUGACUUAAAUAGGAAUACCUGAUUUGUGAUGGCGUGUUUCAGCACUGAAAACGUCUUUAUUAAAACAUUUAUUUAA
Messenger RNA from Labrus mixtus (cuckoo wrasse), 1108 nucleotides. It is a transcript of the gene gtf3c6, whose product is annotated as general transcription factor IIIC, polypeptide 6, alpha. The record is from RefSeq and is a predicted model, not a curated record. The transcript has 6 exons. Gene Ontology annotation, biological process: transcription by RNA polymerase III. Lineage: Eukaryota; Metazoa; Chordata; Actinopteri; Labriformes; Labridae. Bases 146 to 526 code for a protein of 126 amino acids. Gene Ontology annotation, cellular component: transcription factor TFIIIC complex.